AGAGAUUAUGGUUGUUUGGUGUUGUUAUGCUGAAACCUGUCAAAUGUGAAAAUUGAUAGUUUUGAUGACAAUUGACAAGUUCAUCAUCAUUGUCUUGGACUUUAUGUGUUUCGAAACAUGAUAUAUGAUUAAAUUCUAAAAUUAUGUGUUAAAAAGCAUUGCUUUUAAUCAUCUGAUAGUCAUCUUUGUGUUCGAUUUUCCAAUUAACUAGUUUUCCCGGGCACCUGUUAUUUUUAAUUGGCAUGUGAAAAAUCAACACCAUGAGCCGGAAUUCCAAAGCAUUUCUAAAAGGUGGUGAUGGGAAUUACUAUCCACUAGCUCCUAAAGUUACGACAAUAGGAAAAGAUGGAUGUGAUAUACUUUUGCAGAUGAAUGGUGUAGAUCAGCAACAUGCUGUUAUAGAGUACAGCGAGCAAGAAGAUUGUUAUGUUCUACAAGAUCUCAACUCUACACAGGGUACAUACGUUAAUGACGUUCGUGUUCAAAAUGCCGCAGUGCGACUUGCUCCGGGGGAUGUCAUUAGAUUUGGUUACGGAGGGACGCCGUAUGAACUAAAUAUAGAUAAUCCACCUCCGAGCCAGAUAUUACCAUCGUAUCACCAGUCUACCAUUGCCUAUCCACCAGUUCAACAAAGACCAGCAUGGACAGGCACUCUAGCUUUGCUUACAGACGACCAGUCACUAUACACACAGUCAAUGCAGCAGUCCAAUCCAGGACUUCCAUAUUUAACCACACCCACUCUCACAGUUCCUGCAGCUCAUUGGACACCAGUAGCACAUGCACACCCACAGAUACCUCAGCCCCGCCCACCACUGAGAAGUCGACCACUCAGUGCAGGCUCUAGAAGACCUACAACAACAUUUGACAGGUUACAGACUAUUGGCGGUACGAUGCAGCAGACGUCCCCUGUUUCUGCUCCACUUCCUAGAACUGUGAAUACUAAGGCAUGGACUACACAAGGUGGAGGCUGGGUAAACAGUGGCAAUGGAAGAAGUGUGGUAACUAGUCAGUUUACCCCUGUACGCCCCUCUUCAGUAGAAAAUGGGGGUACACAGGGAGAUCUGUAUCUAAUGCAAGAAAAGGAUCAGAAGAUUCGAGAGCUUUCAGAAGAGGUAACAAGACUGCGAACUGUUGAGAUGGAGUCAUUCCAUAAAGACCAACAAGUUCAACAUAAAGAUCAGCAAGUUCAGCAACUACAGCAACAACUACAGGAGAUAAGCUGUCGUCAAAGUCCAAUGGUUAUGGGAGCAGACCCAGAAGUCACAAACAAAUUGUCGCAGCUAGAAACAGAAGUCUCUCUGAAGAAACAGGAAAUUAAUGAACUAAGAGAACAGCUGGCGCAGUUACAAGCACAGAAUGAACUUGAUAUUGAAAGUCCCGCCCAUAUACGUGCAGAGCUCAGCGAUAAAAUUAAGGAGGUUAAUAAUCUCAAAAAUGAGCUUGAGCGUGUCAGAAAGGAUAAAAACAUAACCUCAGGGCUCGUAACUCAAAUGCAGCGAGAUAUGUCUAACAAAGAUUCUUCCAUUUCGAAGCUGACACGCGAGAUAGAAGCAUUGAAGAAGGAACUGCGAGAACGAGAUUCCCAGCUCUCAACAAUGACCUCGAAGGUGAACAAACUGAAGGAACCAAGGACUGAGGAAAGAGAUGCUAGGGAAAGGGAGUUAAUCAGUCUGAGACAGAAAUUCAAAACAACUGAAAGCAAGACCCAAGAACAGCAGACAUUGAUUGACAGUUUACGGGAAGAGCUAGAGAAAACUAAAGCCUCACUGUUUGCCGAGAAAGAUGUUCAGCGUAAACUUCAACAAGCAGUAGAUGAAGCAAAAUCUGAUGCUCAAGAUUUAGAGAGAGCCGAGAGAGUCGUUAGGGUUGAUCUGGAACAAAUGUCUAAGAAGAAUGAAAGGUUCAGAAACCGAGUGGUGCAGACAACAUUUUCUACUCCUGGUAUAAAAGCUCCAGACACCGAGAUCAGUGACGAUGAACUACUUGAAACCUUGAAGAAAAUAAUUGAUGAGCGCACAAACUCAUUUAGGAAUAUUAAGGAAUUGGAACAGAAACUCAAAGCUGCUGAGGCUGGCAAUAAAGGAUUUGACAAAAAUGUUCAUGAUUUACGCAAAACAUUACAAAAUGCAAAGGUUCAUCUAAAACAGAAAGGUCGUUUGUCUGGUGCCCUGAAGGAAGAGAUAGGUCUAAUACAGUCAGUAUCAGUGAAUGAUACACUAGCCUGGAUAAAGGAUGUAACUGUGGGACUGCUCGAGGGAGAGUUGGCUUGGGAAACUGAUAUUGAAGCAGCAUUGGAAAAAUGUGGUGUUAAUGUUAAACUCACAAAUGAUGAACCUAGUAAGCAUAUUAGUCUACUUUAUGCUAAGUGGGAGAGUGCAUUAAGUGAGAAAGAACGUCUAGUGAAACAGAUUUCGGACAUGGAGGUGAGACAUAAAGAGGAUCUACUUCUACAGAUAGAUCAGCAGAAAGUGGAGUUUGAAGGCAGAAUUGCUGAUGCUGCAGAGAAAGCCAAGCUUGAAGGUACAUUUUGUAUUUCAGACUUGUUGUAG
Messenger RNA from Mercenaria mercenaria, 2549 nucleotides. RefSeq names its product forkhead-associated domain-containing protein 1-like. The record is from RefSeq and is a predicted model, not a curated record. Gene Ontology annotation, molecular function: protein binding. NCBI's taxonomy places the organism in Eukaryota, Metazoa, Mollusca, Bivalvia, Venerida, Veneridae. Bases 261 to 2549 code for a protein of 762 amino acids. The transcript is spliced from 15 exons.